Messenger RNA from Batrachochytrium dendrobatidis JAM81, 1104 nucleotides. RefSeq lists its product as uncharacterized. The transcript has 4 exons. Lineage: Eukaryota; Fungi; Chytridiomycota; Chytridiomycetes; Rhizophydiales. The record is from RefSeq and is a predicted model, not a curated record. Bases 1 to 1104 code for a protein of 367 amino acids.
AUGCAAGUCAACACAGACUCUCGUCUCGCUUUGUUUCUGGAAUCUCUGUCUGAAUGGUCAAACUACGACCAGAGAAGCUUCUUGUUUGCGGAUUUCCCCUUUGAGCGCACUCAAGACAAUGCUGUUUCAUACGAUUCUCUCUUGUCAUUCUGGUCUCAACUAAUCAAGAAAACUACUGAACUCGGACUGCUUAGUGUUGUGUCCUUUAACGAAUCAUCCUUGUCUUCUCGUAACGAUCCUCCCCUUCCGUCUGUAUUCGCAUUGCUGCCUCUUCAUUUGAAUCAUCGAUUCAUGUAUCGUAGUACAACUCCAUUGGGAUUGAAUACUGUCUUGACUUCAAUGGUGUCUGAUGGCUCAUGUGUUCCACUCGACCAAUUUAUGGCCAUUUCACCGCGUCCUUUGCAAGAUUCUUUUUCUGCAAUGAAACUGGUUUCUGGUGUUGGAUGGGCACUCAAGUCAUUGCUGAUCACUCCGCUAAAAUGGUCUGCUGAACAAUUGAUUGGCUCAAGCCCCAUUUUAUGGUUACAAACUAAUCGUAUUUUGAUUAUUAUCCCAUUGGUUCAGGCUGCUGCUCAAAAAGUCUCGGCAUAUCUUGAAAAAACUGUUUGCUACUCAAUCGAUCGAACAAUGGAUAUGCCAUCCUUUAGGGAUCUUUGUGACGCAUCAGGUGCUUUUCCUAAACCUAUUUCUCAGUUUGAUGCUCAAAUACUUUUACAGUUUCUUAAACAAAAUCAUAUGGCUGCAUGCGAAAGUGUUGAAAACUCAAAUCAGGAUAAUCAAUUCCUUGUUAUAAAAAUGCAUCUUGCAAAUAUAAAACACAAUAAUCAAUUAAAUAUCUCAAACAUCGACAAAGGAAUCGUGUCCAUCAUGGCUACCAUCAAGAAACUUACUCUCCAGAUAAAAGAACUAGAAUUGAAAUUGGCCACAUUUCAACAACAAGCUCAGCUAGCCCUUUCUAAAAACUUGCGUGGCAAAGCUCUUUCAAUGAUUCGCCAACGCAAGACAUUGGAGAAAGUACAUACACAGCGCAUGGCUUCCUUGGAAACACUCGAGGGAAUCAUGCUUAAGCUACGAAAUUCAGAGUCAGAGUCAGAUGCAAGUUGA